Hyphopichia burtonii NRRL Y-1933 is the source of this 1680-nucleotide messenger RNA. It is a transcript of the gene SEC61, whose product is annotated as translocon subunit. Bases 69 to 1508 code for a protein of 479 amino acids. Gene Ontology annotation, molecular function: ribosome binding; transmembrane protein transporter activity; signal sequence receptor activity. Gene Ontology annotation, cellular component: Sec61 translocon complex; membrane. NCBI's taxonomy places the organism in Eukaryota, Fungi, Ascomycota, Pichiomycetes, Serinales, Debaryomycetaceae. Gene Ontology annotation, biological process: SRP-dependent cotranslational protein targeting to membrane, translocation; post-translational protein targeting to membrane, translocation. The transcript has a single exon. The record is from RefSeq and is a predicted model, not a curated record.
AUCAAUGAAAAAUGAAAAAUGGAAAUUUGAAGUGAUUAUUACCAACUUCAAGUUACUUAUCCAACACGAUGGGAUUUAGAGUAUUAGAUUUGAUUAACCCAUUCACCCCGUUUCUUCCAGAAGUGAUUGCGCCAGAACGUAAAGUUGCCUUUCAACAAAAGGUGAUGUGGACUGGGGUCACAUUAUUGAUUUUUUUGGUAAUGUCAGAAAUUCCACUUUAUGGGAUAGCAUCAAGUGAUGGGAGCGAUCCAUUAUUAUGGUUGAGAAUGAUGUUGGCUUCCAACAGAGGGACGUUGAUGGAAUUAGGGAUUUCCCCCAUUGUUUCGUCAUCAAUGGUCUUUCAGUUAUUACAGGGUACCAAAAUAAUCCAAGUUGAUAUGAAUAAUAAAGCUGAUAGAGACCAAUUUCAAAUUGCUCAAAAAUUAUUUGCUAUCUUGUUAGCAAUUGGACAAGCUACCGUUUACGUGUUGACUGGGAUGUACGGCCCACCAAGCAACUUGGGUAUUGGGGUUUGUUUAUUGUUAAUUUUGCAAUUAGUAUUUGCAUCCAUUGUUGUUAUUUUAUUUGAUGAGUUAUUGCAAAAAGGUUACGGUUUAGGUAGUGGUAUUUCAUUAUUCACCGCCACCAAUGUAUGUGAACAAGUUUUCUGGAAAGCUUUUGCUCCCACUACUUCAAACGUUGGUAAAGGAACCGAAUUCGAAGGUGCAGUGGUUGCAUUAUUCCACUUAUUAGGAUCAAGAAGAGACAAAAAGAGAGCAUUAUUAGAAGCUUUCUAUAGAUCCAAUUUACCAAAUUGCUUCCAAUUAUUAGCCACCAUUCUUGUAUUUUUCAGUGUUGUUUACUUACAAGGUUUUAGAAUUGAAUUGCCAGUUAAAUCAACUAGACAAAGAGGACCUUAUGGAUUAUAUCCAAUUAGAUUGUUCUAUACUUCCAAUAUCCCAAUCAUGUUACAAAGUGCUUUAACCUCAAACAUUUUCAUUAUUAGUCAAAUGUUAUUCAUUAGAUGGCCAAAUAACUUAUUUGUGAAACUUUUGGGUAGUUGGGGCCAAAGAUCAGACCAAUCUUCUCAAUUAUACGCCAUCAGUGGAUUAGCUUACUAUAUCCAACCUCCAAUCAAUUUAACCGAUGCUUUAUUAGAUCCAAUCAAAACUUCGAUCUAUAUAGUUUUUGUUUUAGGUAGUUGUGCUAUUUUUUCAACUACCUGGAUCGAAAUUAGUGGUUCCAGUCCUCGUGACGUUGCCAAACAAUUCAAAGAACAAGGUUUGGUGAUUGCUGGCCAUAGAGAUACUUCUGCUUAUCGUGAAUUGAAAAAAAUCAUUCCAACCGCAGCUGCUUUUGGUGGGGCUACCAUUGGUGCUUUAUCAGUUAUUUGUGAUUUAAUGGGUACUUUGGGUAGUGGGACUUCCAUCUUAUUGGCGGUCACCACCAUCUAUGGUUAUUUUGAAUUGGCUGUUAAAGAAGGUGGGUUAAAUAAAUCCUUAGUUAGUGGAUUCAGUGAUGGUAUUUAAUCUCUAGUGUAUCUUACAAUAAAAAUUUAAUCGUGAAGCAUUACAGCUCAACAGAGAUGCUCGUAAUUCCGUAUUGUCUUCUAAGCUCGCUGCUUCCAUGAAACUCUUGUUAAAGCUUAUUCUUGUACAUUUAUACGUUUAUACAUUAUACAUAAAUUAAUCCAGUUUCAUC